AUGGGGUCUGGGUUCUGUUCCAUGACAAGAACCGCCAAGCAGCCAGCAAAGGAGGAAGCACAGCCGGAGCAACCACCGCCACCCAACGACCAAAACGCCACCCAACCACCACCAGCCCAAACACCACAAACAGCAACCAUGAGCAGCUCAAAGGGUGACAUCUACCAGGACUCGCUCGAGUACCACGCCAAGCCCACGCCAGGCAAGCUGGCCACGUUCAUCACAAAGUCCACCUCCAGCGUGCGCGACCUCUCCCUCGCUUACAGCCCGGGCGUGGCGGAGCCAGUGCGCCAGAUUGCCAAGGACAAGGAGAACGCCUACGUGUACACGGGCAAGGGCAACACCGUUGCCGUCAUCUCCAACGGCACUGCCAUCCUGGGCCUGGGCAACCUCGGCGCCCUCGCCAGCAAGCCCGUCAUGGAGGGCAAGUGCCUCCUCUUCAAGACCUUUGCCGACAUUGACGCCGUGGACAUUGAGGUCGACACCAAGGACGUUGACACGCUGGUCAACGUCGCCGCAGCCAUUGGCGAGACGUGGGGCGGCAUCAACCUGGAGGACAUCAAGGCCCCCGAGUGCUUUGAGGUGGAGCGCCGCCUCAAGGAGCGCUUGUCCAUCCCCGUCUUCCACGACGACCAGCACGGCACAGCCAUCGUCACCGCCGCGGGCCUCCUCAACGCCCUCGAGGUACAGGGCAAGGAGCUCAAGACGGCCCGCAUCGUCUGCGUCGGCGCCGGUGCCGCCGGCAUUGCGUGCAUGCGCCUCAUCCGCACCCUGGGCGCCACCAACGUGCUGCUCAUCGACUCGCGCGGCGUCAUCUACAAGGGCCGCGAGAACGUCAACGAGUACAAGGCCGAGUUUGCCACAGAGGGCAAGGAGCGCACCCUCGACGACGCCAUUGACGGCGCUGACGUCUUCAUCGGCGUCUCCGGGCCGGGCAUCCUCACCGCAGACCACCUCAAGAAGAUGGCCGACAAGCCCAUCGUCUUUGCCUGCUCCAACCCGGAGCCCGAGAUCCAGCCCGAGCUUGCCCUGAAGACGCGCCCCGACGUCAUCCUCGCCACGGGCCGCAGCGACUACCCGAACCAGGUCAACAACGUCCUCUGCUUCCCCUUCAUCUUCCGCGGCGCCCUCGACGCGCGCGCCAGCGCCAUCAACGACGCCAUGAAGGUGGCCGCCGUCGAGGCCAUCCGCGGCCUGGCAAAGGAGGAGUGCCCCAAGGACAUUUGCGAGCUCUACAAGGCAGACCUCAAGUUUGGCGCGCAGUACAUCCUGCCCAAGCCCAUGGACAAGCGCCUCAAGCCCGUCGUGUCGGAGGCCGUGCGCAAGGCCGCCGUCAGCUCCGGGGUUGCCCGCGCCAAGCUCUGA
Messenger RNA from Salpingoeca rosetta, 1365 nucleotides. Its product is annotated as malate dehydrogenase. The coding region runs from base 1 to 1365 and encodes 454 amino acids. The transcript has 2 exons. The record is from RefSeq and is a predicted model, not a curated record. NCBI's taxonomy places the organism in Eukaryota, Choanoflagellata, Craspedida, Salpingoecidae. Gene Ontology annotation, molecular function: malate dehydrogenase (decarboxylating) (NAD+) activity; NAD binding.